CAAUGUCAGCAGCCGUCACACACAGGUAGCUCUUCUAAUUCAAGCUUAGCAGGCGACACGUAGGGUUCUCCCGACAUUCCAUGAAUCAUGUGAACUGCAUCGAAUUUCAAUCAGCAUCAAAUCCGAGCUCAUGACAACUCCUCUUUUAUUCUCUGAAUAUGACUCUUCUCACACAUCUGUCCUCGCAUUCUAUGACUAUGAUUGUGGCAGUGGAGCGGCAUCAGUACGCUCUAGUUGCGACAGGUUUGGUUCGUGCUGCCCCGCUUUAUGUAUAUUGGUAUCUUCAUUGAUUAUCGUUUCCAGCGAGUCUGUGAUGCCCACAGCAGACCUCUUGAUCGUCCUCAACCUGUUGUCCUGGUCUCUACAUCGGAUACCCGUCUCGAAUCAGAGGAGGUUCUCGAGCGUAUUCGACGAUUCAAAGAGGAAGAUGACGUUUUCAAUGACGGCUUCUUGUCCGACAUUCUUCUCAUCGCAGGGAAUCACUCAUCUAACCACACGAGAUUGCUCACAGGUCUGCUAGGCGAUGUAUUUGUGAAUGGCAAGCAAUGGCAUCUAGGUGCCGUUUAUAGUCUGGCGACUUCUGACUCGCAUACAAAUGUUCCUAGCGGCCCGUAUUUUGUCUGCGGAAAUGAGGUUUUUCAGGCUUGGAAGCUUUAUGUAGACGAGUCCUCCUGCUUUCAGACAACUGUCCUCCCAACGGGCUCGCCAUACCGAUUCAAGAAUCUGGAUUCUAUAGGCCCGAAUGGCACCGGCAUGUCUGUCGCCGUCCCAAGUCGCAUGUACGCCCGGCCAUCUGCGGCCAAGCCCCUUGCUGGUGUUCGCGUCGGCAUCAAGGACAAUUUUAAGCUUGCCGGCACUAAGAGCUCCUUGGGCAACCGGUCGUUUCUCGCGACCUAUAAUGAGGACAAUGAGACAGCCGCAUUCAUUAAGACACUCAUCAAUCUAGGUGCUGUCAUUAUCGGCAAGACUAAGAUGGCAGCAUUCGCUAGCGGGGAGAAGCCGUGCGAUUGGUUUGAUUUCCAAUGUCCUUUCAACCCUCGCGGAGAUGCACAUCUUGAACCGGGCGCAAGCUCUACUGGGUCGGCCACCGCGACGGCUGCCUACAACUGGAUGGAUAUCUGCAUUGGAACCGAUACCACUGGAAGUGUGAGGGAGCCGGCUGCAAGAUGCGGAGUCUACGGAAUCAGGUGUUCGACCGAUGCUUGGGGACCAAAAACUGGGCUAUAUCCCUGCCUUGAUACGGUAGGCUACUUCAGCAGGAGCUUGGAAGGUUUGCAAUACUUCUCCAGGCAUGCUCUUGCAUCUACCAUCAAAGAAUUCAAGACAUUUCCACGCAGCAUCCUCUACCCUACUGACUUUUUUCCGCAAAGCGAUAAAGUGCAGCAGGGGUUGAGAGACAACUUUGUUAACAUUCUAGAAGACUUCCUUGGCGUCAAGAAGACUAGUUUCAGCAUUGCGGACAGGUGGGCUGCAAACCCGCCGGAGGAAGCUGAGGGCAAGUCCCUCGCUGAAUUUGCCUCCAAGUCUGGAUACACCCCAUUCUAUUACGACAUCUAUCACGAAUAUGACGUUUUUCGAGAUGACCACUUCAAAAAGUUUGGGACUAGAGCCUAUGUCUCACCCAGCAUGCAAUGGAGAUGGGAUCGCGGCGCUGAAGUGACUACGCCUGAGGCGGAGAAAUCACAUAGGGAACUCACAGUGCUCCAGGCGUGGUUCGUGAGAGAAAUACUCCGACCGGAUGAGGCUUCUGGCUCCACUGCCAUACUCGUUCUACCAGUCGGUCCAGAAAAGCCCGACUAUCGCGACGUUUUCAUUUUGCCGGCGCCAAGGGUUGGCAUCGAUGCCCUCGGUCUCGCAGCUUUUCUCAGAUUGCCACAGCUUGUAAUACCAAUCGGCCAGGUCGAGUACGAUUCUCGUGUGUCAGGGAGGAGAGAGAGCUUUCCCUUCUCCUGCUCAGUUGCCGGCGCACACGGAAGCGAUCUCAUGCUCAUUGGCCUUGCAAUGCAAGCUCUUAGAAGUGCCAAGUUUCCGACCGACGUAGGGACAGGCCGAUAUGUCUUUGCCCACUGAUCGGAAUAUGACUGGUUCUAGAGAGCUCGUCGAAAUUUGCUUCUUCCUGAGAGCAAUUUUUUCAUAACGAUGGGUAUCAGAUAGCGUGAGUUUGAGGCCUUGAGGGCAGGAUAUGAGGUAGAUUUGGACCUACUGCGCAAAAUAUUCCGAGCAUCACAAGUUACAAACAAACAAGAUUCCGGGCUAUUUAUUUCUCGUGCAGGGUCUGAGAACAGUGCAAUUUUGAUAAAAAUUCUGCAGGCUACGAGCUACAGCAAAAGAAAGGACAUCAUCGCCCCCCC
Messenger RNA from Truncatella angustata, 2351 nucleotides. Its product is annotated as amidase signature domain-containing protein. The record is from RefSeq and is a predicted model, not a curated record. NCBI's taxonomy places the organism in Eukaryota, Fungi, Ascomycota, Sordariomycetes, Amphisphaeriales, Sporocadaceae. The transcript is spliced from 10 exons. The coding region runs from base 268 to 2070 and encodes 600 amino acids.